Molecule: messenger RNA, 744 nt
Organism: Elephantulus edwardii (Cape elephant shrew)
Lineage: Eukaryota; Metazoa; Chordata; Mammalia; Macroscelidea; Macroscelididae
Product: anionic trypsin-like
Exons: 5
Coding region: 1-744 (247 amino acids)
Biological process (GO): proteolysis
Molecular function (GO): serine-type endopeptidase activity
Source: RefSeq, a predicted model, not a curated record
AUGAACCCUCUCUUCAUCCUCGCCCUGGUGGGCGCUGCAGUUGCAUUCCCCGCAAAAGACGAUGAUGACAAGAUCGUCGGGGGCUACACCUGCGAGAAGAACUCCGUGCCCUACCAGGUGUCCCUGAACUCCGGCUACCACUUCUGCGGCGGCUCCCUCAUCAAUGACCAGUGGGUGGUGUCCGCAGCUCACUGCUACAAGUCCCGAAUUCAGGUGCGGCUGGGCGAGCACAACAUCGACGUCCUUGAGGGAGAUGAGCAGUUCAUCAACUCCGCCAAGGUCAUCCGUCACCCCGGCUACAGCAGCUGGACCCUGGACAAUGACAUCAUGCUGAUUAAGCUCAACUCUAGAGCUGCCAUCAACACUCGAGUGUCCACUGUGGCCCUGCCCUCUGCCUGCGCCCCUGCUGGCACCCAGUGCCUCAUCUCCGGCUGGGGCAACACGCUCAGCUCUGGUGUCAACUACCCUGAGCUGCUGCAGUGCCUGGUCGCGCCCCUGCUGAGCCAUGAAGAGUGUGAGGCCUCCUACCCCGGAGAGAUCACAGACAACAUGGUCUGCGCUGGCUUCCUGGAGGGCGGCAAGGACUCCUGCCAGGGUGACUCUGGUGGCCCCGUGGUCUGCAAUGGAGAGCUGCAGGGCAUUGUGUCCUGGGGCUACGGCUGUGCCCAGAAGAACAGGCCUGGUGUCUACACCAAGGUCUGCAACUUCGUGGACUGGAUCCAGGACACCAUGGCCGCCAACUGA